AGGAGGAGGAAGAGGGGGGAAAAGCUGGAGCUGCCAAAUUGGCCGCGGACGAGCUGAUCUCUUAAUGGACCGCUGAAUUGUUAAAUGACACAGCGAUGAAUGUUGUGAUUUCUCUCCCCUGAUACAAGAUAGCUUUAUCCGGAGCUGCAGCAGCUUGCCCGCCUGUCGCUUUUCCAUGCAUAGCCUUUGCAGGGUCAAGAUGCAGUUUCGGACUGUGCUGGACGUGAAAGUCGUGGACGUGGAGAAGAGGCGCAAUCCGUCCAAACACUACGUAUAUCUCAUCAAUGUCACCUACUCUGACAACACAUCCCACAUCAUCUACAGAAGAUACAGCAAAUUCUUUGACCUACAGAUGCAGAUACUUGACAAGUUCCCAAUUGAGGGAGGGCAGAAAGACCCAAAGAAGAGGAUCAUCCCGUUUCUCCCAGGCAAAAUCCUGUUCCGGAGGAGUCAUGUUCGAGACGUGGCCAUGAAGCGGCUGCGUUUCAUCGACGACUAUUGCAGGGCGCUGGUGCGACUCCCCCCUCAGAUUUCUCAGAGUGAGGAGGUUCUGCGCUUCUUUGAGACGAAAACUGAGGACAUCAACCCCCCAGUGGAGGACUAUGGAUCCAAGCGCAAGUCGGGGAUUGACAACUUGGAGCCUAUGGUGCUGGAGCAGUACGUGGCGGUGGCCAACUACGAGAGGCAGGAGAACUCGGAGAUCAGCCUCAAAGCUGGCGAGACGGUGGACGUGAUUGAGAAGAGCGAAAGCGGUUGGUGGUUUGUCAGCACAGCAGAGGAGCAGGGCUGGGUGCCGGCCACAUACCUGGACUCCCAGAAUGGAACUCGAGACGACUUGGAUCUGGGCACUUCCAGGACUGGAGAAGUUACUAAGAGGCGCAAGGCCCAUCUGAAGAGGCUGGACCGCCGCUGGACUCUUGGGGGUAUAGUCAACCGCCAGCAGAGCAGAGAGGAGAAAUAUAUGACAGUGCAGCCGUACACCAGUCAAGGAAAGGAUGAGGUCAGCUUUGAGAAAGGGGUCACCGUGGAGGUCAUCCAAAAAAACCUGGAGGGCUGGUGGUACAUCAGACAUUUAGGGAAAGAGGGCUGGGCCCCUGCCUCUUACUUGAAAAAGGUGAAAGAAGACUUUUCCCCUCGCAAGAAGACCCUGACAGGUCCUGUGGAAAUCAUUGGCAACAUCAUGGAGAUCAGCAACCUGUUGCAAAAGAAGUCAGUCAGUGAGAAGGACAUCCAGACAGACGGAGAGGGUAGCUCCACACCAGAGCGCCACAUCUCCAAGAGUGAGAUCAGCCUGCCAAUGCCCUAUAACUCUGAAAUCAAUGCUGAAACAGGCAGGAGGCUGAGCGCAGGCCGUGACACCAACAGUCCAUGUCUGGGAAUAGCAGCGAGUGCUGCCCUAAAUGAAAAUAAAGGAAGAGGUGAGCCAGGGUCCCCAGCUGUUGCAAGAGUGGCACCGCACAGAGUGGAAAUUGGUGAGUAUUUGUUGUGGUCUCCAAACCUGAGACAAAAACCUCCUCCAAGAAGAGAUACCAACUUGGGAUUCCAGUUACCCAAGCCACCAGAGCCCCCUGCUGUGGAAGCAGAGUAUUACACUAUAGCAGAUUUCCAGUCUUCGAUCUCUGAUGGCAUCAGUUUCCGUGGAGGACAAAAGGCUGAUGUGAUAGAAAAGAACCCCGGAGGUUGGUGGUACGUGCAGAUUGGAGAGAUGGAGGGCUGGGCCCCCUGUUCUUACAUCGACAAACGUAAGAAGCCCAACCUCAGCCGUCGAACCAGCACCCUGACCCGGCCCAAAGUCCCACCUCCAGCUCCACCUGUCAAAAAACAAGACUCUGAGGAGGCCCCCCCUUCUUCUAACUCUGCCUCCAAAAUCUCAGAGACACCCAGCAGACCUGUGUAUGAGGAACCUGAAUAUGAUGUUCCUGCAAUUGGAUGUGAAGGUGAAUCAGAUACAGAUUCUCUGAAGGAUGAGCGCCCCCUGGAUGUGAAGAUCAGCAGUGUGGUCAGCAACAAAUACCGCAGUUCCCCUCCUUCUAGUAAAGCCUCUCCUCCUGUCUGCAAGGCAUCUCCCGUUUUUAGUCAUCGGAGGACCUCCUUCAGAUCUGUAGAAGAGGUUGCUAAAGAGGAGUGUAUCUAUGAGAAUGAUGGCUUCAGGCCAAGCAGUGGCAUUGAAGGAACCAAAGCCAAAGGUUCCAGUGAGCCCAACUCUCCAAGAAGCUACCAUUCCUCUACCGUCCCACGCAAACCCUCUGGAUCUUCACCUUUAGCCGGAAGACCCAUGAAAACCAUGACACCAGAGAUGAAUCGGCGAAGCCAGACUUUGGGCAGACACAUAGAUAUCAGCCUCAGGUCCCAGGACAACAGUCCCCACUCUUCAUCAGAUGAAUUGAACAGAGGUCCCAAGAAAGGCUCAGGCUUCAGCCGUGAUGUGGAGCAGAGAAUAGGUCAGAGCCCUUCUACUAGGCCCAAGCCCUCUGUCAGACCUAAACCACUCCUGACCAAAUCAGAGCCCCAGAGUCCUGAGAGGAUGGAUAUCAGCUCUCUGAGACGCCAGCUGAGGCCCACAAGUCAGUUUCGACAUAGCCUCAAACCUUCACGUGGGGAUGAAUCUGAAACAGCCUCUGUUAUUUCGUCAGAGGACUCAAUGUGUUCACGCAGUACCUCCGACCUCUCCUCUGUUUACUCAAAAGGGAGCCGCGGUGACUCCGACUUGGAAGGUCCUUGUCUCUACCGAUCCCUUGAUGCCUAUAAGAAGGCCCAGGACUCUGAGGUCAGCUUUCCAGCUGGGAUUGAGGUUGAGGUUCUGGAGAAGCAGGAGAGUGGUUGGUGGUACAUACGUUGGGGCUCUGAGGAGGGCUGGGCUCCCUCGUACUACCUGGAACCUGUCAGACAAGUGGGUGAUGGUGGUGGUUUAGAAUCAGAUGGACAUGGGAGUGGUGGAAGUAAGUCCAAUAGCCUGGAGAAAAACGAGCAGCAUGUUUUGGCCCUCAAUAACAUCAAUAUUCAGGGUCUUACCCAACAGCAUCAAGGCUUGAGGAGGAACACUCCACCGAUUCCUUCAAAGCCUCCUGGUGGCUUCUCAAAACCAUCUGGGAUGGUUAAUGGAGGUGUACGGAUGAGGAACGGGGUACGCCAAGUGGCAGUGAGACCUCAGUCUGUAUUUGUGACCACCUCACAGCCAGCUAAGGACACACAUUACAUGACAGGGUCUCUAAGGCGAAAUGACUCACUUGGCAGGAGCGAUCACUAUGGCUCUGGUUCUGCCACUCUUGGUGUUCGUCGAAAUGCCUCCUUCAGCACCGUGCGGCCACAUGUGGUUGUUGAAAGUCAGACGAGGCCUGCCGAGCACACCAGCCUGGGGUCCUCAGGAAGCGGAUUCAGCACAAGCAAUGUCCAGGAUGCCCUUAGAGUUAGCCAGCGCAACGGUAUUCCUGUGUCCACAGUCCGGCCCAAGCCUAUAGAGAAGAAUCAACUGAUCCACAACAACCUUGGCAGGGAUGUGUAUGUGUCCAUCGCUGACUAUCGUGGAGAUGAGGAGACUAUGGGUUUCACUGAGGGCACCUGUCUGGAGGUCUUGGAGAGAAACCCCAAUGGAUGGUGGUACUGCCAGGUGCAGGACAGCCUGCUUCCCCGCAAGGGCUGGGUCCCAUCCAACUACCUAGAGCGGAAAAAAUAAAAUCAACCCACAUCCUUCCCCUACCCUUCACCACAGCUCCCCUUUUUGAUGUCUCCAAGGACAUGGGUGGCAUCACUCCUUAAGAAUGUUACCCGCAAUCUCCCACAAGCAAUAUGUCCUUGAAAAUGUACAUUUAUGAAAAGACUGUGUGAAAAGAAAGCUGUUUUAAUCUGAUAAGGAAGGACACUUUUAGUGCUGGUUUACUAAAAUGUAUACAAAGAGGAUUGUAAAGAUUUUAAGUAUUUUGCCUGAUAAUGACAGACAAACGUGCGAUUGACCACAUUUGAGAAGGACAAUGUCUUUGAGAUAUGAAAUGGUAUGAAUGGGAGUGACAACCUCUAAAAGAGGUUUUGCAUCAUGUAAACAGAAGUUGAGCAGGGUAAUGGCUAUGCUUAUUCCUGCCCAUCGCUGACUAUGAUGGCCGAAAAGUGCCUUUUGUAUUUGAUCACCUAAAUGGAAGUCCUAAAUGGUGGAUGGCAAAACACUAAAUCAACCAAAUCUUUUAAAUGUGCCAUAGGCCUAUGAACACCACCAAGAGUAUUUCCAUAACCAAUUAAGUGCUCUACUAUAGAGUGCAAACAAAGUGAAAAGUUUCAAUUUGGAGUGCUUUGAUUGGUCCAAUACACAGAUAAAGAAGAUAGAAAAAUGGAGAUUUAAGGGACUCAAGUCACCAGAGAAUUUACUCAUCUUAAGCCACAGUCAUCAAGAAAACAAACCAACAUUAAAUCUCUUUAUUAGUGGUUUUUAUUUAGUUUCAUUGUUCAUGUUAUAAUGUCUUGUGUUGAUGCAAGUCUUCCUUAGAGAAUUAUUUCUGCUUUCUUGUGACAUCUAUUUUCUACCAACAGCCGAGAAUUGGAAAAGUGAAAGCUCCUGGCUCAUGUGUUGUACCAUCUGAAGUGACAUUGGCAAAAUGUACUGUAGGUGCUCUGUUUGAUAAAUUGGCAUAGUGUUGUCGUAAAUCGUCCUCUCAGGGCACCACAAAAAAUCAUUAAUAUUCAUGUUUUUAAUCUCAGAUCUUCUUAUCUGGGAUAGCAAAUACAUGAAAUAACCUGUAAUGCUUGAAAAUGCCAGUCAGGUAUUUUAUUUUUCUGGAAAAUCAAAGGAACAAUUUGUAACUUGCUCUCCAGAACAACACCACCUUAUUUGGGUAGCUAAUAACCUCAAAAUAUGGAAUCAAUUAGUUUACAAAUGUUUAGGUAUACUGUAGUAUUUUUAGUUCCAGGAACAAUUGAUUUUGUAUAUAUUUUGUUUUGUAUUCACAUAAUAAUACCGCUGUUGCGGUGAUAUUUUAAAUACGUACUGGAAAUAAGGUGAAAUAAUAGAAUCCCAGGGACAUACUUGCCUAGCAUUUAGCCCAAAAUGUGAUCAAACCAAAGAGGAAUAUCAUUCAUUGGCUAUUUUUUUGAUAUAUUACUAUUUAUUUAUGGUACAAGUAAUGCAGUGUAUUCAA
Messenger RNA from Scomber japonicus (chub mackerel), 5123 nucleotides. It is a transcript of the gene sh3pxd2aa, whose product is annotated as SH3 and PX domains 2Aa. The transcript is spliced from 14 exons. Gene Ontology annotation, molecular function: phosphatidylinositol binding; protein binding; superoxide-generating NADPH oxidase activator activity. Gene Ontology annotation, biological process: superoxide anion generation. NCBI's taxonomy places the organism in Eukaryota, Metazoa, Chordata, Actinopteri, Scombriformes, Scombridae. Bases 176 to 3673 code for a protein of 1165 amino acids. The record is from RefSeq and is a predicted model, not a curated record.